AUUAUUGUGCGACUGUCCCGGAAGAGACGUGGCAUAGCAGGGAAGUCAACAACAGCGGACUUCAGCACAAUACGAUACACAUUUCAAAGUGUUCAUCCACAAAACCUGUCCAUAAGAAAGGCUUGGGGUCCGCUGUCAACGCCCUCAAUUCAGAUCAGACCAUGGGUCUGUGCAAAUGCCCAAAGAGAAAAGUGACCAACCUCUUCUGCUUUGAACACCGAGUCAAUGUGUGUGAACACUGCCUGGUCUCCAACCACAACAAGUGCAUUGUGCAGUCUUAUCUUCAGUGGCUCCAGGACAGUGAUUACAACCCUAACUGUCAGCUCUGCAGCACCCCACUGGCUGCCCAGGAUACUGUCAGACUGGUGUGUUACGAUGUGUUCCACUGGUCGUGUUUGAACGAGCUGGCGACCCGCCUGCCCUUGCACACCGCCCCUGCUGGCUACCAGUGCCCCUCCUGCCAGGGCCCCGUGUUUCCCCCCUCCAACCUCGCCAGCCCCGUAGCCGAUGUGCUCAGGGAGCGCCUCUCGUCUGUCAACUGGGCCCGAGCAGGACUGGGCAUGCCGCUGAUUGAGGAAACAAUCGAGGAACAAGAAAACGCAUCGCAAGAUGUCACUGACUACAACAACUGGUCCUCGUUUGACACUCCUCCACUGCAGGCAGUGGAUGCUCAUCCCAUCCAGUCCUACAAUCCUGACCCAGGACCCCCUCCAGCACCCACUGAGCUGGAUUUUGGAGUUACCCAUGACAACGGCGGUCUAGUGGCACAGACUCACCCUGUGGUCAGUGUGAGCAUUCCCACGGCCAACGAUUCCAUCACCAUUCACACAGCCUCCUCUCCCAGGAAGGUCUACGACACCCGAGACUCGGGACACUCCUCCGUCACGCAGAUCGACUUUGAUGACGACAAGUACCGUCGCCGGCCAGCGCUCAGCUGGUUUGCACAGAUACUCAAAAACCGAUCGGGUUCAAAGCGGACAGCUCUGACACUGAAGCAGCGGGUUCUCCUUGUUCUCCUGCUGGGAAUUCUGGGAUUCUUCACCCUGAUCAUCAUCAUGGCAAAGCUGGGAAGAGGCUCAGCGGACUCCGACCCAAACCUGGACCCCCUGCUCAAUCCGCACAUCCGUGUGGGGAAUUAAAAGUCUCCUCUGCGUAUAACCCCAGGGCGGGUUACAGAGAAAACAAGCUGAAAUACAUAAUAGAAACACAGGUUUAUGAUGCAAAGGUUAUGUCUAGACUGGGACCAAGGGGAGCAGAUAUAACUCAACUCUUGGACAUCAAGGGAGCACAUAUCCCUCUUUUGUUUUGCCCAACGAAUCCCCUUUUCACCCUCUUUACAGCAGCACUAAGAAGCCAAAAUUAUAUAUUUUGUUAAGCGUUGUAUUUACCACUCUGUUUCAAUACACUUGCUUAUUAGUACAUCCAAAUGACUGUCUAUUACAGUCGCAGGCUGAUUGCAUGGGCUAAUGCAGCCCCACUGCAAGCAGAACAUGCUGUCCCCUGACUCUGUUUUUCAAAUUCUUUUAUGUUAUACCCUUCAGGGGGAAAACCCUCAUUACGAGUUCACAUAGUCUGGCUGAAUCCUUUGUUUCUGCAUUCCAAAUAAUUUUAGCACUGGUCAGUGGGUGGAUGGUUCAUCCAGAAGUGGGGAGAGGACAGGUAGAUCUGUUCGUGUGCUUAGUGUGCGGAAUUUUGAUUUUGUAUAUGUGUAUAAAGGGUUGUGUGCUCACAGAACAAAUUUUCUUCCUAUAAUUGACUCCUGGUUGUACACAGAGGUUGUUACAUGCAUAACAACCCCAUUUACUGGAUAUCCACUGUUACUGUAUAAUAAAUGGGUUGAUCUCACUUAGGCAUUACUGGAAUUCAAAAUGUUUUAAUAAUUCCGUAGAAAAUACAGUGUAGAAAAAGUUUAAAUAAUGAAUAUAUGCUUAGAACAGUUAAAAGCUGUGCAGAAGAUUCAAGAAAUGAAUUGUCAAUGAGAAAGUAAAAAGAAUUAUCAUAAUAUAUUGAAACACGGCAGGGUAUAUUUUAUUAUAUAUAAAACGUGUAUAUACAUGCGUACAGACAGACGGACAUGCCUAUGAGCUCAGCUGUUUAAUCAGUUUCAGUAACUAUUUAAAAUUGAUUCUAAUGACACUAAUCAAACCUUUUGUUCAAUUUGUUUGCUUUUUUUGUUUAAUAUUUGUGUUGUGAAAUUGAUUUCAGGUUGGACGGUGCAAGACGUCUUUGCAAAUAUCCUUGAUCUUGACAAAUAUCCUUAUAGUUAAGGAUUUUAGAUGAGUGAUCAAUAGAAUGGUAUUCCUAAGCAAUUGGUCAAUAAUAUGAGGUGGUUGUUGGUCCCUUUUACUGGCUGAUAUGAAAAUGAAUCAGUUAAUGUAUUGGUUAUUUCCUAAAAAGAAUUGCAUUUCUUUUGUGUACAUAAUGGAUUGCCAAGCUUAUUUUCUCAUAUGUUCAUUGUGAGAUCUUUCCCCUAUAAAGAUACAUUUUCCAUUG
Messenger RNA from Anguilla rostrata (American eel), 2493 nucleotides. RefSeq names its product zinc finger protein-like 1 (gene zfpl1). Gene Ontology annotation, cellular component: Golgi apparatus. The coding region runs from base 162 to 1139 and encodes 325 amino acids. The transcript has 8 exons. The record is from RefSeq and is a predicted model, not a curated record. NCBI's taxonomy places the organism in Eukaryota, Metazoa, Chordata, Actinopteri, Anguilliformes, Anguillidae.